AUCUUAUCGAUAUUCAUCUCAACUUGUCCUUCAUAUAAAACUUUAACCUAGGUACCUUUGAACAUAUCACCUAUCAAAUGCUCAUGGCCUAGGUUUAAGAUUAGGAAAUCCAUUAACAAUUGAUAUCUUAUUCUCCGCUGGUCAUGGCACCUAAGAGAUCUCUUGAAUCGGAUGCCGCAGCCACACCGGCAGCAAAAAAGCUUCGCAAAGGCUUUCGAGUAGGCCCAGAAAACUUACCGGAUGGUCCUUGGAGGAGAAAAGUUGAUAAAAUAAAGAAGGAUCUCAUACAUAAAGCAAAGGUCAAAAAGGCAUAUAAGAAGAUAAAAGCUGCAGAGCAAGCAUCUUCUAAACCUAACACUACUCCCGCCACUGUGGAUGCAGAUGUAGAUGUAGAGCCAGAGCCGCCAGAGCCCCAACUCCAUCCCGAGAGGCAGGCCAUGCUAGACGUAGAUGAGGAGCAAGCAGAGCCCUCCUUUCCGCUUCCGUUAGGAGACCACCCCCCACGCCAGCGGAAACAGAAAGUUCGCAAGCCCGGCUACUUCGACAAAGCGGUAGCUGACGGGGACCGCAAAAAGGCGGAGGCUGAAGAGCGUACCCAGGAGAUUGCGAGACGGAAUGCGGAGCGGGAAAGUAAGAUCGCAGAGCGCGAGAAGUUUAGGAAAGCCAUGGCGAAGGCACGGAUGCCAGGUCGAGACGGCCAGCGAAAACUAGGUCGUGAGAGCGGGUUACUACUCGAGAAGGUGAAAAAAAUGGUCGGAGGUGCGAAGUGAGACGGUUUAUUUCGGUAGCGGCAUCGUGGCCACUUAAGGACGACCGAUCAAAUGAACGGUUCGACUGUCUUUUAUCUGCUGCAGUCAAUCUCGAGGCACGCUUCACUUAAAAUUAAGCUGUACACCACCAUAUACAACAAGGUCAAGACCAUUCA
Daldinia decipiens is the source of this 925-nucleotide messenger RNA. RefSeq lists its product as uncharacterized. Lineage: Eukaryota; Fungi; Ascomycota; Sordariomycetes; Xylariales; Hypoxylaceae. The record is from RefSeq and is a predicted model, not a curated record. The transcript has 2 exons. Bases 144 to 770 code for a protein of 208 amino acids.